GCGGCCUAUACGGUUACUGUAGCAGCUCGCAGUCAAGCAAGCGGUCAAGGCGGUUUCAUCGAACGAGGUGUCAGGUUCAGGCCGAUUCAGGCUUCGCUGCGCAUCAGGUCAAGAUGGCUGGGCGACACGGGAACUGGAUGGGGCCGAACAACCCCAACAUGGCUCCGUUGGCGUCUCGAGGUUCACGGCCAGGCACGCUUCCAGCUCGCCCUCCCAUGAGCCCAGAUUCUGCAGGCUUGGGGCCUGGAAUAGCGAUGUCGAUACCGCCUGGUUCCGCUCCACCGCCGCCAGGGAUGGCGGGACCGCCACCGAUGUACGCAGGGCCGCCACCAGGCUUCCCGGGAUAUAUGGGUCCGCCUCCCGGCUUCCCACCAGGCACGGCUGUGGUCCCUCCCGGCGUGCAAGGCUUACCAUCCGGUCCUAUGGUGGAAGCCACGAAUGGGGCUGCAGCUGAUCUUGCCACUUCCGCAGGUUCAGUUGGUCCAAAUGGACUCCCUGCAGGGUCUGGGUGGGGAGCCAGGGCAAAGAUGAAGAACGAGCAGGCGACAACGCUCUUCAUCGGAAGCAUAGCAAAUGGCGUGACAGAUCGAUGGAUCAAGUUACUAUUUGAGGCAUGCGGUCCCAUUGCAUCCUACAAUCGGCCGAACAAGGCCUUUUGCUUCGUCGAGUUCUCAGAACCAGACUCGGUCUUGCGAGCACUUACUACACUCAAUGAGCUCGAGCUUCCUAGCCUUCCUCUCGAUGAGGGAGCACCGCCAAAGAAACUCAAAGUGAAGGCUGAUGCGAAAACCGGCAAAUUCCUUGAAGAGUACCGAUCCAGCCGCGACGACGCCAAUGAUGCCGCCCUCGACGCAGAGGCAACAGCAAAGAUCCAAGAGAUCGUGGGUAACAUGCGUGAUCCUAACUAUCGCCUACCAGGUGACUCAACAGAAGUAAAACCCUCGUACGAGACUCCGGCUCAUCUCAAAGAUCUGACAGAGGAAGAGCUGCCAGAAGAAGUUAGAGGCAGCGUUCUCGGCGAAAUCGCUCAGUUCCGAGUUUCUGCAACGGCAAGGGAGGAGGACAAGCGACGGCAAGAGGCAGAGAUGGCAAGAAUCCAGGCGGAACGGAGGAGGGAGCGACAGCAGCAGCAGCAGCAGCAACAACAACAGCAGCAGGAUGGUCCGGAACAGGAUCGUGCGGGGCCUUUGAGCGGGCCUGUCGGCGAUGGUCCACAGAGUUAUCGCCGAGGGCCGGGCUUUGUCCCCGCAGCAGUUAUGAAUGGACGCAAGCUCGACGACAUGGACCCUGAAGCGCGAGAUGAGCUUGAAGAGAAGAUGCGGAGGGAGAGGCUGGCCGAGAGCAAAAGUGUUGACGCGCAAAUUGCGGAGAACAAGUACAUCCCAAAAGAGCGCAGCCGGCUGGCACGAUGGGAGAAGGAGCAAGAACGCGAGCGCAUCGAUGAGCGACGGCGACUAGACGAAGCUGAUCGCUUCUUAAGGCGUUGUGAGCGAUGGGAUCGAGAGACCGAGUCAUUCUACUACGAGCGUUCCCAUUGGCGUAGGCAUCGUGAAGCACAACGUGCGCGCGAAGAAGCAGCCGACGCAAAGGAUAUCGAAAACGAGAAGGCCAGCGCAGAGCAAGCCCGGCUUGAGGCGGAGCGCUUCCUCGCGCAGCAGGAAGAAGAGAUGAAGAAGCUGGCAGAACAGCAGCGGGCUGCAGGAGUGCUACUUCCAGGUGCAGUGGAAUCGGGUCCGCUGAAACUGACGAUCGCUUCCAAAGUUGCGCCAACAACAUCGGCGGAUGCGGACAGCGCCGCGCGAGCGCCAACUGUGGCUGCUGGGACUGGUGCGGCUGGUGGUGGUGUAGGCUUCAAGCCGUCAGUGCUCGGUGCCACGGAAGAUGACGAUGACACUGGCUCACGCAAGAAGCGAAUGGCUAAGAUUGACUUCAACGACACGAGGACUGAAGCUGAGCUAAGAGUACAGCGAGAAGAGCAAGCGCGUAAGAUCCGAAGCAGCUUACCAAAGGAUUGGGAAGGCAUCUCCGCUUUGACACCCCAAUGGACGGCUAUUGAAGCAAAUAUUGCUAGCAAGUACAAGAAGCUCGCUGAGGAUUUCACUGUGGAAAGUCUCGGCGAGUCCGUGCCUGAACUCAUUGACGCUGUGGUGGAGAAGCUCACUGCCCGAGCAAGUGCUUCUGACCUGUUAGCGGAAGUCGAACCGGCACUGGACGAAGAUGCGCAACCGCUCGUCGAGAAGUUGUGGCGACAAAUCCUCGAAGAUUCACUCUUAGCCUCGGCGGGACUGCAGUGAGUCUAGCCUUUGUCGAUUGGCCACGCGGUCAUGCGCAUUUUGUAAGAUAGGGAAUGUACUACACACAGGCUGCGCGACUAGUCGCCAGGCAUCACCACCCA
Tilletiaria anomala UBC 951 is the source of this 2395-nucleotide messenger RNA. RefSeq lists its product as uncharacterized. The coding region runs from base 348 to 2294 and encodes 648 amino acids. The record is from RefSeq and is a predicted model, not a curated record. Gene Ontology annotation, cellular component: spliceosomal complex. Gene Ontology annotation, molecular function: mRNA binding. NCBI's taxonomy places the organism in Eukaryota, Fungi, Basidiomycota, Exobasidiomycetes, Georgefischeriales, Tilletiariaceae. The transcript is spliced from 5 exons.